Messenger RNA from Quercus robur (English oak), 735 nucleotides. RefSeq names its product TIR-only protein-like. Bases 1 to 567 code for a protein of 188 amino acids. The transcript is spliced from 2 exons. The record is from RefSeq and is a predicted model, not a curated record. NCBI's taxonomy places the organism in Eukaryota, Viridiplantae, Streptophyta, Magnoliopsida, Fagales, Fagaceae. Gene Ontology annotation, biological process: signal transduction.
AUGCAGCGUUCACCAGCUUUGAUCAAGAGUUUCAUUUCCAGUAAAAUCCUUCAUUCCCUUCCUAAGAGCCAAACCAGAACAAUAUCACGUUCAUGCGACGUGUUCAUAAAUCACCGAGGGAUCGAUACCAAGAGAACCGUUGCCGGGUUGCUCUACAACCACCUUUCCGGGAUGGGGCUUAAGCCUUUCUUGGAUAGCCAAAACAUGAAACCUGGGGACAAGUUGUUUGACAAAAUUGACAAAGCCAUUCUAAAUUCCAAGCUAGGUGUCGCCGUGUUCUCUCCUAGGUAUUGUGAGUCCUACUUUUGUCUCCAUGAGUUGGCUCUCAUCAUGGAAUCCAAGAAAAGGGUUAUACCUAUCUUUUGUGAUGUCAAACCCUCCCAGCUUCGGGUUAAGGACUAUGGAAUUUGUCCAGCCAAAGAGCUCCAAAGAUUCACCUGGGCACUUGAGGAAGCUAAAUACACGGUUGGACUUACCUUUGACACGUCAAGAGGGGAUUGGUCAGAAUUCCUAAGAAAUGCUUCGGAUGCAGUCAUGAAGAAUUUGCUCGAGGUAGAAGAUCCUUAAAUGAAGCUGAUACAUGUACAAAUGUACAUUACAAUUACGGUGAAGGAGGCCGAGAAGUGGUUUCGUUUUCAUUGUUAACCGAAGAUAUAUUAAUUCCUUUAUUUUUUUUAUGUAUAGGAAGAAACAAUUGGAGAUACACACUUGCUAACACAUACUUAAUGGUACUAA